AUCCAGUCCGCUGCUAACAGCUACCGCCACAGUCCCUGGAGUUAGCCACCGAGCUAGCCAUGAGCUAACAGGCACACCAAGCCGAGUGUUUUUAUUUAGCCUUCCCUCUCUCAGCUCUACUCUAUCUUUCUGCCCAAGGGAACCAUUUAACUCACAGGGUUAUCACUCUGCACUUAGCGGCUCCUGGAAUUCUUUUACGAUCUUUGUUCCAGAGUCCCACCCACCGUCUGCCUUGACCUUUCACCUCCUGGCGCGUGCGUCUACACGGAGCCAUGGCCGCUGCGAAACCCAAAGGACAGAACUCUCUGGCCCUCCACAAAGUGAUCAUGGUGGGCAGUGGAGGCGUGGGGAAAUCAGCCCUCACUCUGCAGUUCAUGUAUGACGAGUUUGUUGAAGACUACGAGCCGACUAAAGCCGACAGUUACAGGAAGAAAGUGGUGCUGGAUGGAGAGGAGGUGCAGAUAGACAUCCUUGACACAGCCGGCCAAGAGGACUACGCAGCCAUUCGGGAUAACUACUUCCGCAGUGGCGAGGGUUUCCUCUGCGUGUUUUCCAUCACAGAGCUGGAGUCCUUUGCAGCAACAGUUGACUUUAGAGAGCAGAUUCUUCGAGUGAAGGAGGAUGAGAACGUUCCCUUCCUCUUGGUUGGUAACAAAUCAGACUUGGACGACCGGCGGCAGGUUAGCGCGGACGAAGCGAAGGCACGCGCUGAGCAAUGGGGGGUGUGCUACGUGGAGACCUCUGCCAAAACCCGUGCCAAUGUGGAUAAGGUGUUUUUCGACCUGAUGAGAGAGAUCCGAGCAAGAAAAAUGGAGGACAGCAAAGAGAAGAACGGGAAAAAGAAAAGCAAAAGUUUGGCUAAAAGAAUUAGAGAGAGGUGCUGCAUUUUAUAGUGGCAAAAGCGAGCAGGCUAGCUGCUACCGUACUUGUACAUUUCUCAGACUUUUUUGCAUUUAUUUUGUGCCCAGACCUGACCAUGACUUUCUGUUCCUGGCUAAAACAGGACCUCUGACCUUGAGUCAGGAAGUAGUGAGGUGGCACUUCAUCCACCAUUUUUAGCUCUUAACUUUUUAUGUGCUGACACUCCAAAUAAUUUAUGAUUUCUGUAACCUCUCUUUCUUACUCUUGGCCACAUCAGAGUUUUAAUAGAUGAGUGGUGUUUUCAUUUUAGGCGAAAGCUUGCCAAAAAAAAAAAAAAAUAAGACACUGAAACGUCCAAAAAAAAAAACAACAUUAAAAAUGUAUAGUGUGUUUAUAUAAUCUUCCGACAGCUGUACAGGUGUACGUUUUAGAGAGAAGGAUCGACACGUUUCAGAGACGAGGUUUAAAUGGGGAAGGCACAGUUUGAAAAGCUCCAGCUAUGAAAUAAAUCCGCCACUUUCGCUCGGAGAGCCUCGAUGUUGUAGCGUGAGCUCCAGGUUCAAGUGCCACCAAGUAAAUAUAAUUUACACCGAUUAUUCUGGGAAGACAUUUCAUGAAGUGACAGUUUCCCUUUUCUAAGCAGGAGCCCAAAUUUGUUGCCAUUCCUACUUGUUUAUUUGUCCUUUUCAUCUGUAUUUUGUUUUUGUUCUUUUCCCAAUCAAACACUGUAAAAUAAGCGCACUAGGUUAAUCCAUUUCCCUUUGUUUUUUUUACCCCUUUUGUGUUCUUUCUUCUAAAAUGCACAAAUUACAUGAAUCAAUACCCUAUAUCCUCAGAGGGAUUUUGGAAACACUUGAACCGUUUUCAAGUCUAACUUUAAGUUUAACCUCGCUUGGCUAGGGAAUUUCAUUGCCUUUAUCGUGACUGAGGAAUCCCUGGUGCUCCGAUUUAAAAAGGUGAUUCCAUAACACUACAUGCAGCUCUGAUUACUAAAGCAAACUGCUUCCAUACAAUUAAACUUUUACAUGGCUCAGACGUUUGGUUAGCUACUUUCUAUUACUCUAGUCUUUAUUUAAUGUCUUUCUUAUUUCAACAUAAUUUAACAAGGAGUUUGCAGGGCUGAAAAAUUCACAAAAAUAAGGAAAAAUUAGGAAAAUGUCUUAUUUCUAAAAAUGUUGCCAUUUGCAACCAAAGAAAACUGCUAGUUAAUACAAAUAACAGGGUUCCUACACAGUCUUAAAAAGCUGGCCAUUUUCUUUCGUUGUUUAAUAAGUACUGAUUAAAAAAAGAUAUGAAAAUAUUGUUAUCCAUGUGUUGCUCCAACACAUGGAUCCAACUAAGUUGGCGAGUGAUUAAGGUAAUUAUCGAACUCCUGUUAACACCAAAAAACGCUUGAAAUAUAAUUUUUUCAGAAAAUAACAAUAUAAAAGAGAACAAGCUAUUUGACUCAAUAAAAUGAAAAAAUUAAGCUUAAACAGUCUAGAUGGGGCUUUCUUUUUAUAAAAAACAAAAAACUAAUGACUGUUUAGUUGUUCUAACUGUGCAAUAAAAUAAGAGCUUAACGCCUUUAUUUCUUGAAAAUAAUAAGCUAACAGAUUGAUCUUCAGACACAACAAGCUCUGCAUAAUUAAAGGUCGUCUGAAGAUAAAUAACUUCUCAAGUAGAAAGCUUCCACAAACAUGGACACAGAGAUAAAGGGCCCAUGCAGCAAAAAAACAAAAAAAAAACAUGGCUCCUUUCCUUUUACAUGAAGGGAUUUAGAUUGUGGACAUCAGCACCGUUCCCUCAUGCCUGCAUUACAUGUUUCCAUGGUUACCAGUUUGAUGGUGACAUGCUGUGAAAUGACUUACUUGCAUAACAGAAAAUUACCUCCGACAAAAAAAUGACCCAACCUGUUAUUUGUGAUCAUAAAUGCUCUUGGAGGAAAUCAGGAAUGGCAUUGUUCAAGGAGAGCAUUUAGACACCAAAAGGAUAUCUAGUUGAAGACGAUGAAGUAGAUGCUUCAAGCUUUAAAGAAAGUCCUGUUAGAUUUCUCGUCGUCAUUAGGAGCUGUGCAUCCUCUGACCGUAUAGGGGUGCUUAGCAACAGUGGGGAUUCAGAUUGAAGUUUGCGGCAGACGUGUGAAAUAAAAUUACCCAUUUUAAGUCAGAUGUAUCAAAUUCAGCCUGAACACACAUCUCUAUUGUAGCACCACCACAGGAUUAUGGUAACAGGAAACCAUUUAACUAAGAUUACAAAUUAUAUUUAGCGCACAAACAUGGCUCACCAGCAUUUUAGCAAGAUGACCCAACUUAGCGUUGAGGAGCACAAGCUGAUUUGCAGCAGGGAGACACUGGUAGUAUUACUCUAAUAGCUACUAGUUAAUAGGUCAGGUAGGAGACUUCCUGUUUUGUUGCUGGCUGAUCUUCACUUUCAGAUUUCCACCAAGCCCCCCCGAUUGCACCCUUGUUUAAAGUAGCUAUGUGAGUUAGCAAAUAUAUAAGGUUUGAAAUGCUUCAGCUUCACCGUUGCUUUGCACUACUGCGUUAGUUGGCAGUAGUGGUGUGUGCAACUCCAGUCUUUGUUCAUGAGGCCCUAAUAUAUCAGUUUCUGGAACAUGUACUACCUUAACCCCGCGGUUAAACAUUGUUUAGCCCUUUCUCAGCACAGCUUCUUGUGGAUUGUGGAUGAUAGUUUUGGAUUUUUUUGUUUUUUUUCAUGCUAAAUGAUUAUAUUGCAUUUUUAAAAUCGGUCUAUGGAGCUUUAUGCUUAGCUUCUUACCUACAUGCCAGAAAUGGCCUAAAUUGCAGUUGAGGGAUUUGGAAAUUUGAUUCUGGAAAAUGUCUUGUGUAGGAACCCUGAAAUAAGUGCCCACUUAUUAAAUCCAGUGAAUGAAAACCUGCCAUGGUGAGCAUAAAUCUUCAGCACUACAAUGUAAAAAAACAAAGAUCUUUGCAGAUGUUUGAAGAUGGGGAGGUAAAACGGAUCGGUGAAAGAAAUGGAAGGUUAGGAGGGCUUUUGUAAUUCUUGUGUAGUGCGUCACUGUUGCCUCUCUGUCCGUCGUGAAUGUGCAUAAUCCCCUCCUGUAAUCCUAAACUGCCAGUGCUUUGCAGAGCAUAGAAGUCAUAGAUGUUCUACUUUUUUUUUCCGUCAGCUGCAUCCUGUUCGAGGCUUCUCUGUAACGUUACAAAAACUUUGUGCGUUCCUUUUUUAGCUUAUUGGGACUAAAUGACUUGAGGGGAAAGUUGAUUUAGAAAAGACAGAACCUGACUGCACUUCAGCAAAAGCUUGAUAUAAUCAGGAGAAAACACCGGCCUACACCUGUGUUAUCUUGAUUCUUAAGACUGAGCCACUUGUUUAUUUUGAUUAAGUUUUUUUUUAACCAAUAGCCUCUAAUUGAGGUUGUUGAUACCUUCCAGUCUGAUUAUAUUAUAAACCAUUGAUGUGAGGUAAAUGCAGUUCUGGUCAGAGGCUUACAUAUGCUCCUCAUGGGCCAUGCUAUUAUGAGGGUUUAAAGGGGUGUAUUGUUGAAUAUAAGCCAUUAUCAUCCUAUCUGCUGAGUGGAUCGAUUAUUAAACAUACAACUUGGGAAAUUGGGGAUUUUCUCUAAGUGACACAGGGCAAAUAUAGGGACAUGUUUAAGCUUUUUGGCAAAAAAAAAA
Molecule: messenger RNA, 4502 nt
Organism: Cyprinodon variegatus (sheepshead minnow)
Lineage: Eukaryota; Metazoa; Chordata; Actinopteri; Cyprinodontiformes; Cyprinodontidae
Gene: ralaa
Product: ras-related protein Ral-A
Exons: 5
Coding region: 273-893 (206 amino acids)
Biological process (GO): regulation of exocytosis; Ras protein signal transduction
Cellular component (GO): plasma membrane
Molecular function (GO): GDP binding; GTP binding; GTPase activity
Source: RefSeq, a predicted model, not a curated record